UACUACCGACUUCUCCUGCAACUUCUCAAUGACCCAGAUCCUGCCAUACCAUUAUAACACAGCCACAAUCUAUGAUUCUUGCUGCAUCACCUUAAUUGAUACUCCAAAAGGAAGCGAUGCAAGGAAUGAAUCCCUCUGCAUUUCAACUGAAAAACUUUUGUACAGAUACCCUCACUGCAUUUGGGAUUGGAAUGCUGGGAUAGUGUGGGGUCGGGUCUUUCCCCUGCAUGUCUCUGUCAUGGAGAAAUCUGAGUUAACCUUUAACAUAUCAGUGCCUUGGCUUCCACAACCACUUCCACACAAAACUAUGUUGAACAGAACAGUUCAGAGCCUGGUGGAGGAGGUCUUUAAUCUACUAGACAUGUCAUCUUCUAUAUGUGGACAGUAUCUAGUGAAACUUUGUGACUCUGAGGAAUACCUCAGAAAUGAAGAGAUCUUAGGGUUUUAUGAGAGUAUCCGUUUCUACCAGAAGUUUGGUCUGGAGGUGCCUGUGAGAGUUAUUCAGAGGAACAGUAUGGAGAAUCUUCUGGCACGAGAUUGUGCAAGUAAUGUAAAUAACAUUAUUAAGGAGGUACGUUCCAUUUGCAAUCUCCUGUGUGGCAUCUCAACAUCACAGCUGGAGCAAGCCAUAGGACGACUCAGGACAAUCUGUCCAGUGAUGCUGAGUCCUGAAGAGAUUCAUGAGUGUGAGACAGCUGUAGUUAUACUCCAGCAAACCUUGGAGAAGCUCCUAAACAACUUCUUUGAAAACUUUAACUCAGACGUAAGAGUAAGGGACAUGUCUCCGUGCCUGACUGCCACUGAUGUAGACCUCAAUUCUAACAUACUACAACUAAACCUGGCCACACUCUACAAAUUGCAGCCCAGCUGGCUAAACAGCUUUGACUUCUUCAGUAUAUCCUGCAGUGUGACAUACUGCAGAAUGAAGCUAGCUGAAACUGUGGUUUCUGAAAACAUCAGUACUGCUUUAGCUCUGGGCAACACAAUCCACUGCAACAGACAGGUGGUGUUUCCAGUGCCAUAUAGACAGUUACCAUAUGAGGCGAUGUUAGCUUUUCGCCUCCAAGGCUCAAAGAAUGGAAAAAACCCAGAACUCUUGUGCUGGGCAGUCCUGCCUCUUUUUAGUAAGAAGAUUCUGGUGAGGGGUACUGUCAUCCUUAGUAUGUCCAUGCUGGUGGAGCUCACUGAUCCUCCAUGCCCUGCAUUGUCUGAGAAUCACAGGCAGACAACAGGGGUCAUCUUACAGCUUGAAUUUCCAGAGACAAAGCAGUGGCAAUAUGAGAGACCAGUUGCUCUUCCUGGAUCUGUUCUCUUUUCAACCCCAUGUGAGGAUCUGCAGAAGAGAAUAGUUGAAGUCUCUCAAAAACAAUGUUUAGCACUCAUGACUGAAAAUGAGAAAGCCUUUUUAUGGAACAAGAGGAACUACUGUAAUGAGAGUAACUCCUAUCUGCACCUGGUACUGGGUUGCGCUCCACAGUGGCAACCGACAGAUCUAACAGAGAUCUACACAAUCUUGGACCAUUGGCACCAAAAAGGCUCCGCUGAUGCCCUAUUCCUUCUUUGUGCAGACUUUCAAGACCAGACGCUGCGCCGUGUGGCUGUCCAACACUUUGAGCGUGUCACAGAUAGUGAGCUUGAGGAUUACCUGCCCCAGCUUGUUCAAGCUUUGAAGAUGGAAUGGGAAUUAGAUGGACCUCUGACCAUGCUCUUGUUAGAACGCUCUCUGUGUAGCGUCCGAAUUGCCCAUCAACUAUACUGGCUCCUAGUGGAUGCCCAGGAAGAUGCCCAUUACAAGUGCUGGCUGAGUAAGAUUUUGGCUUCUUUGAAACACUGUUGUGGCCGGGCACUAAUGCAGGAGUUGGAAAGGGAGCACAGACUGGUCUCUCUUCUCACGGAAGUCGCAGAGAAAGUCCACAAAGCUGACAAGGCUAAGAGAAAGGACAUACUGAAAAGAGAGAAAUGGAAGAUUAAGGAAUUUUUUAUAGAUGGCACACAGUGUCGUCUCCCACUGAACCCAGCUGUUCUGGUGAAGGGUGUGGACAUAGAUGCCUGCAAGUUCUUCAGUUCAAAUGCUGCACCUUUGGGAGUGUCCUUCAUCACAGCUGAUCCAAUGGGCAAAUGCAUCAGUGUUAUUUGCAAGACAGGUGAUAACCUGCAGCAGGACAUGCUGGUGCUGCAGAUUGUGCGGGUGAUGGACCGGCUGUGGCAAGAGGAGGGACUGGACAUGUGUAUGGUCACCUACACGUGCAUCUCUACUGGCAAAGACCAGGGACUUGUGGAGGUUGUUCCUGAAGCUGUGACUCUGGGAAAGAUUCAGCAGGAGUGGGGCCUGGGUGGAGCUCUGAGAGAGGACACACUAGAGAAAUGGUUUCACAUGAGAAACAACACAAAGGAGGAUUAUGAGGCGGCUGUAAUGAAUUUCCUGCACUCCUGUGCAGGGUGGUGUGUGGCCACAUUUAUUCUGGGCAUCUGUGACCGCCACAAUGACAACAUCAUGCUAAAACACACCGGCCAUAUGUUCCACAUUGACUUUGGAAAGUUCAUGGGCAACGCUCAAAAGUUUGCCAACAUCAAGAGGGACCGAACUCCAUUCAUCUUUACGUCAGAAAUGCAGCACUUCAUCACUGGUGGGGGAGAGAACCCACAGCGGUUUCAUCGAUUUGUAGAGUUGUGCUGUGAGGCAUACAACAGCUUGCGAAGACGCACUGCACUGGUCCUUAGUUUGCUGCAAAUGAUGCUUGGGGCUGGGAUGCCAGAAAUGAAGGACACCCAGGACCUGCAAUAUGUACACAACAACCUGAGACCUCAAGACACUGAACUGGAAGCUACCUCAUAUUUCACUAAAAAAAUAAAGGAGAGCAUGGAAAGCUUGCCUGUCAAACUCAACUUCCUCAUUCACAACAUGGUGCAACUUUCCUCAGAGAAACAACCCGGACUGCUCGCUGCAGUCAAAAAAACUUCCUCCAGCACCAACAUUCAGGAGGCCAUGAUCCAAAAAUACACAGUAAAGGGCAGGCAUGUGAUUUAUGAACUGAGGGUGACCAUCGAGGAUGGGUACCUUAUCAGUGAGAAACGUUAUGGACAAUUUGAAAUGAUCCACAAGCAGCUUCAGAGACACUUCAUUGAGUCAACACUGCCCAAGUUCCCUAGCUGGUUUACAGUCUCUUUCACCCCAAGCCAAAAGAUGUCACUCUUGAAUACAUAUCUGAAAGAAUUGUUUGAAGGGCCCUGUAAAGGAAAUGAAUACGUCUGUGGACUUUUUCUGGAUGGGCCAAUUACUCCAAUAAAAAAUGAAUCUGAUCUGCAACCCAAUCCCCAGAUUCAGCUAUAUUUAUCUUAUAAAGACUUGAAAUUGUCAGUGAUGAUCAAGCAUCUAAAGAACAUUAGGUUAUCUAAUGGCUCAUGCCCUGAUGCAUACGUAGUUACACGACUCAGACCAGAUCCAUAUGGCCAUUCCAAAAAGAAGACCAAAGUGGUCCGUAACAAUAACAAUCCUACAUUCAAUGAACUGAUUGAGUACAGAAAUGUCUUGAGUCUACAUGGCAGUGUACUAGAGGUGAUGGUGAAGAGCAAGAAAGCUUUUGUAGCUGCUGCUAACAUUGUACUGGCAGAGAGUGUGCUGGACAGAGAGCAGUGGUUCCAGCUUGGCAACAAUCCUAUCUGAGACAGAAAGUAUGCUGAACAGAGAAAGAGAGGAGUUUUUCUAUAGAUCAACAUGGUCAUAUUCACCACAAAUCAUGUCUCCUGUUUUAACUUGUAUUUGUAGAAUACACAUCUUAUUGUCAUAAACAAAUUGCUUUGAAUAUAUAGAUACUUGGAAUAUAUUGCUACAAAGUCCUUAUAAAGCUACAUGAGUUCUUUGCAUAAGAAUGUAUUUUUUUUUUAUUUCUGCUUAAAUAGGGUUUCUGUUUUUAAAUAUUUAUUCUAUAAAUUCAAUUUUGUGCUAAUGCAAAAACAGCCUCUCUUCCACUGUAAGGCCAAACAGUUAUUAAGGCCAUGUCAGACCGUACUGCACGAGAACAGCUAAGUUUUGUUGUCCUGAAAAUUUAAAACCAGAAGUAUUUGAGGCAGCAAUGUAUGUCACUAAACAACUCCACUCAAUGUGUGUGUCUGAGGAGAUGGAUAAAUUAUGGAGUUGUGUAGACGGUUUUUAGUGUCUCUAUUUGUGUGCAAAACAGCACAGGAUAUAAUCAAAUGACAAACAUUGGUUACUAGAAAGAAAGCAACAAGAAGAAGCUUGCCUCCAUUUGUGUAGAAUGAAUGAGAGUCCCUACAUCAUUACGCUAUCCCAGCUGAAAUUCUGCAGAUCUCAUCACAGUUUGCUAAUUGUGCUUAGAACACCAUUCUGAGCAAUGUUCAGUAGUGUUCCAUGCCGAAUCGUGCUCAUGUGGAAAUGUGACUAGAAUGGUUACUUUCCUUAACUCAGAACCGUUCAGCCCUACACUGGAAAAGAAGCUUUUGUCUCAACUGUAAAUAGUCUAUAUCGGCAUUAAUUACCUGCUUAUUUGGCAUUUUGAGAUUAUAUUGAACAUGCUUGCUUCAUUGAGCUGAAACGGACAAUGAUAAGUCACUUUUACACAGCUUCGAUGUACACAGUAUUCUUUAAUUAUAUUUGUGGUGUUAUAAGAUUAAGGGUGGCAAUAUGAGGGACACAAUGCAUUUUUAGGACAUGACAGAUCUGUUAAGAUUUAAAUACAUCUUGAAGGGUUUAAUACUACCCAACAACCCAUGAUGAUGCAUUUUAGUGCCUGUUGCGGGGGGGGGGGUGUGUGUAUCUUUUU
This is a messenger RNA of Electrophorus electricus (electric eel), 4781 nucleotides long. The record is from RefSeq and is a predicted model, not a curated record. NCBI's taxonomy places the organism in Eukaryota, Metazoa, Chordata, Actinopteri, Gymnotiformes, Gymnotidae.